Messenger RNA from Lactuca virosa, 3450 nucleotides. The record is from the annotation of a GenBank genome assembly. Lineage: Eukaryota; Viridiplantae; Streptophyta; Magnoliopsida; Asterales; Asteraceae.
CACAACACCAUUUACAAAUUUUAUGUUAUCACAAUUAGGGCCUGUCCGUUAUACGAACCUUCUUCAUGCUGUCAUGUUGAUUAAUGUUCAAAGUGAUCCCUCAAACGCUCUUUAACACCAACUUUCUUCAUGUCGCCAUGCUUUCCUAGAUUGGAUUGAUUGCUGUCAUUCUCAGUUUCUCACGUCUUCUGCCUUCCUUCAUUCUUACUAUCGCACACACCAAAUCAACAAUUGUGUCCAAUAAAUCCGAAAUUGAGAAGCGUCGCUGAAAUUCCCGCCAAAUUAGGAGUCGGCGUCCAGGUCGACGUUUGCAAUUGAGGCUGAACAUGGAAAAAUCCGAUCCAAUAGGCGAUUCCCUUAUCGAUCGGACCUAUUACGUUCUCGAUUUGGCGCGCCUUGACUGUCGAUCCGAUUCGCAUACCGACUACGUUUUGGUACGACUCCGUACCGCUUUUGGGUACAGCGCGUUCAGAACGUAGAUCGUGGGCAUUGAGCGAUUUAGGUUACUAUGGAAGACAAGGAGAAGGAUAAUUCGAUAAAUGAUACAACACUAAAUUCCAUUACCAAAGAGGGGGAGGGGGAGAUAUUGGAUUGCAUUAAAGACACCGAAGAGGAGGAGGAUCGGGAAUACUCUUCUGAAACGGUCAAAGUCGACCAUCAACCUACUGAAAAGUUGGAAACGGAGGCCCAUCAUAUUCAGGAAGAAUCUUCUAAGGAUGUUAGGCAUGUCACUUGUGCAGAGGAUGGUGAAAAGAUAGGUGACGACUUGAAUAAUCAUGAGGGUAUCAGUAAAAGUUCAUUAUCUGAAAAAACAGAGGAGAAUCAAACCGACCCUAAAGAUAACACUUGUAGUAAGGAGGAAGAAGGGCUUGUAGUUGAUGGAACUUGGGAACCUAUAAUGGAAGCCAAUCCCGGAAAGGUUUCAGUUCUCACAAAGUUUGUAAAGUUGAAGAGCUUAUAUGCAGUCUCUAAUGUAUUCCACCGUCUUUCCAGAAAAACUGAUGUGCAGAAUGAUUCUGAUGAAAAUAACAAAAACAUAAAGGAGGUAAAGACAGAUGAAAGAGAAAGCCAAGAGAUAACACCAGAGAAGGAUCAGGAUGAGGGAAAGAAAAAGGAGGCGAGUCUGAGUCUUGAGUCACCUAAAUCAAUAGCAAUGAAAGGAAGGGUUGUACUAUAUACAAGGUUAUGGUGCGCAGAUUGCAAAGAGGCAAGGCUAUUUCUACGUAAGAGAAGGCUCAGGUAUUUGGAAAUAAAUGUAGAUGUGUACCCAGGUAGAAAAUUGGAGCUAGAAAAGAUGACUGGCUCCUCAGAUGUGCCUAGAGUGUUUUUCAAUCAGUUCCCAAUUGGAGGGUUGAAUGAGUUAAAAGGUUUGGAUGAGUCUGGUAAGCUACAGGAGAAAAUAGAGUACGUAACUUCCCAAGGGCCAUCGCCAAAAGGUCCUCUACCACCAUUUUCAGGGGAAGAUGACGUGUCUAGUAGGGGUAUUGUAGAUGAAUUAGCAGUUAUAGUCCGGAAGAUGAAGGAAUCAAUUGUUGUUAAGGAUCGUUUUUAUAAAUUUCGGAGGGUGACCAAUUGCUUUCUGGGUUCAGAAGCUGUAGAUUUCUUGUCAGAAGAUCAACUCUUGGAACGAGAAGAGGCUAUUGAAUUUGCCCGGAAGCUUGCUAAGGAGCUUUUCUUCCGGCAUGUUCUUGAAGAAAAUACUUUUGAAGAUGGCAAUCACCUUUACCGAUUUUUGGAUCAAGAUCCUGUAAUAAGUCAGUGUCAAAACAUCCCAAGGGGUAUUAUUCAGUCUAAGAGACAACCUCUUGUAGAAGUUUCACAUAGGUUGAGAUUUUUACUAUAUGCCAUCCUUGAAGCCUAUAUAUCAGAAGAUGGAAGGCAUGUUGCUUAUAGAACUAUCCAUGGGAGUGAGGAGUUUGCAAGGUUCUUAAGGAUUGCAGAAGAACUUCAAAGAAUUGACCUAAAUAGAACAGCCAAGGAGGAAAGGCUUGCUUUCUUUAUCAAUCUAUACAAUUUGAUGGCAAUUCAUGCAAUACUUGUGUGGGACAUCUAUAAUGGCAUUUUAAGAGGCAACCAGAGACCACCAUAUACUCUCAUAAAGCCCUUUGGUAUCUAUGAUAGACGCUUUAAGGUGUCUCUUCCCUAUGCUGAGCCUCUUAUACACUUUGCACUAGUUUCUGGAAAUCGAUCUGCCCCUGCUCUUCGAUGCUAUUCUCCUAAAAACAUUGAUGUGGAAUUGGUGGAGGCUGCUCACGACUUCUUACAAAGUGGGGCAUUUGUACUUCAUGUGGACUCCAUGACAAUAUCAGUUACUAAAAUACUCAAAUGGUACAGUGUGGAUUUUGGGAAGAAUGCAGUGGAGGUACUGAAACAUGCUGCAAAUUACUUGGAAGUUGAAAAGACACGAACCCUUUUGGAAUUGCUUAAUAACAGUCAAUUAAAAGUGGUAUAUCAGCCUUAUGAUUGGAGAUUAAACAGCUAACAUUACCUACUCAAUCUCAAAUCUCAAUGUAAAACACUUCAGGUUAAAUACUACAUCUACCCAUCCUUUUUACUAAAAAAAAAAAAAAAUUCACUGCAUAAACAACUCUCGUGACACCCCUCCUUUUCUUGAUGAGUGGGCCACGUCAUGAGGCUCUGUUGUAAAUUGUUGUUAAAUUGUUUUGGGGUACGUUUGUUACACACGGUAUAUAACAGAACAGAACAGGUUGUGGUUGUACUGUGUUUGACAUGCAUUGGACUCAGACGGAUGUGAAUAGGACAAAAGUUGCAAUUUUUUGUCCCAUCUCUUGUCUCUUUUUAAUAAUUUUUCAUAUUACUGCAUUAUAUUUUGAAAAAAAUCUACCCUAUCCUAGCAUUGCCAUCUAAAUACCAAGCAAUUUUCAUUGCUAUAAUUGUGUAGAUUUGUAAAAAAAAUUAAAAAAAAAUGUAGUUGGGUAGAUUUUUCAAAGUACAAUGCCUUAAUUAGAAAGUUAAAUGAAAAUACAAUGCUGUAAUAGAAAAUGAAAGUAGGGUGUUAUAAUAAACAGAUAAAUGAAGAUGCAUUGCUAUUUCUUACAUUUAGCCCUUCAUCAUGUAUUCUUAUAUCAAUAUGGUUUUUGGGUACAAUCCUUUUGUUCAUUGUAGAAUCAGAAUCGUGAAAUCCAGAGAAAUAUAUAUUUAUAAUAAUUUGUAUCUCAAAGUUAACUUUGGAAGCUCACGUAUAAUAGAUUCUUUCUCUUUGUUACUAGCAAUGUGUGCGUGUUAUUCCAAAAGGUUGCAAUCAUUGUCUUGACAAUUGUACAAGGAUAGCUUUAUUUACUUUCUUCAUAUUGUUAAACACUUGUAUCAAGUAAAUGUUUUAAGAUUUAGUAAUUGCACAUGCUCUCCUCGAGAAUGGUUAAUUGUUUAGUUUAAAGUAUUGAUUUCCUGGUUAUAUUUGUUGCCAUUUUAAAUGAUUGUAUUUUGAGG